Mercurialis annua (annual mercury) is the source of this 1763-nucleotide messenger RNA. RefSeq lists its product as uncharacterized. The record is from RefSeq and is a predicted model, not a curated record. The coding region runs from base 261 to 1484 and encodes 407 amino acids. The transcript has 15 exons. Lineage: Eukaryota; Viridiplantae; Streptophyta; Magnoliopsida; Malpighiales; Euphorbiaceae.
UUGUUACUCUUCUCUCCGUGCUCUUCGGUUUCUUUCUUCGAAAACAAUCUCAAAAGUCAUCCGUCAACGUCAAUUCGUUUCGUUUUUAUUCAUAUCUCUAAGUAAUUACGGUUUACAAAACCCUUAAGCUCAUCUCCUACACGUAUAUAUGUACGUACUACGCAACCGUUUCUCCGAUCAAAGCUUAACGACGACGACGACGACGACAAGCUUUCUCCGACGACGCAUAGAGCAAACAAAAUAAGCGUCGUUUAUGGAAAAUGAAGUCACUCAUUCCUGUUCCAUUGCCUGUGGAUGUGAAGAGUAGUAGUACUAUUAGAAGAUCGUGUCUCUGUAGCAUUCUCCCCACAGCUUCUUUUCUUUUUAUUGUCUUCUUUAUAGGCACUGCUUUUGUUGUUCCUGAUUACAAGGAGAAAUUAUCGAGAUGGAAGAUAGUUGAUAAUUUUCAGAGUUUAAAAUUUGGCUCUUGUAAGAAUCAGUGCAAGCCUCCUGGAAGUGAGCCAUUACCUGAAGGCAUUGUGUCAAAGACUUCCAACUUGCAAAUGAGACCAUUGUGGGGAUUUCCCAAGAGCAAUGAAAAAUCUUCUAUCAACUUAUUUGCUGCUGCUGUUGGAAUAAAUCAAAGGGACAUUGUUGAUAAAAUGGUCCAAAAGUUUCUAUCAAGUAAUUUCACUGUAAUGCUUUUCCACUAUGAUGGUGUUGUUGAUGAAUGGAAUAACUGUGAUUGGAAUGAUCAAGUCAUACAUGUUUCUGCCCCUAAUCAAACUAAAUGGUGGUUUGCAAAACGUUUCUUACAUCCUGAUAUAGUUGAAGAAUAUGGUUAUAUAUUUCUUUGGGAUGAAGACCUCGGAAUUGAAAAUUUUGACCCUCAACAGUAUGUAUCAAUUGUUAAAAGCAGAGGGCUUGAGAUAUCACAGCCGGCACUUGAUCCUGGUAAAUCAGAGAUACACCAGCAAAUAACUGGACGCCUAAGAAGAUCAAUAGUGCACAGAAGAACUUUUAAGCGUGGUGUUUGUGAUGUCAAUAGUUCAGCUCCUCCAUGCACUGGGUGGGUAGAAAUGAUGGCGCCUGUUUUCUCAAGAGCUGCUUGGCGUUGUGUGUGGUAUAUGAUCCAGAAUGAUUUGAUACAUGCUUGGGGUCUUGAUUAUCAGCUUGGUUAUUGUGCACAGGGUGAUCGAACAAAAAAUAUAGGUGUUGUGGAUGCCGAGUACAUAGUUCACUAUGGUCGCCCUACCCUAGGAGGCACAAAUGAAAAAACGGAAUCAUCUCGUUUGGAGAAAAAGAAUCGUAGACUGGAAGAUCGGUCUCAUUCCAAUAAAUUGAAUCCGAGAGUGGAAGUAAGAAGGCAAUCCUUCAUUGAAUUCAAAAUGUUUCAAAAACGGUGGGAAGAAGCUGCGAAGGAGGAUAAGUGUUGGAUGGAUCCUUACGAACAAGCAAAGAACCAAACCAUGCCUCACUUUCGUUUACAUCCGAAAUCUGUAUAAAUUAUGUAGCAUUAUAGAAAGAGAGCAAAUUAUGAUGGAACAUCAAAAGGAUCAGUCCCAUGAGGCAGACACGACGGACCGCGAAGUUCAAAUAUUUUGAACAUAAAAUGAUCAUUACCAUGUGGCAGCCAAGUAAUAUAUGCAUCUUUAUUUGUAUAUAUUGUAAUUGAAGCUCUUAGAGUUAUGUCAUUCUUUUUCGAUAAUGAACUGAUACAUAUAAAAUCCAGAAUAGUUAAUUAGAAAACGAGAAUAAAAGAAAAGCUCGCUCCUUUGUGAUUA